AUGAGAAGAAAAACAGAAAUCUUACUACGUAUUUUCCUGUUUUUACUUUGUCUAAUAGAUCUAAGUGUCAAUGGAGAAUACUUAAUAGGAUUAGGAAGUUAUGACAUGACAGGACCAGCUUCACAAGUGAACAUGAUGGGUUAUGGUAAUUUUGAUCAAAUUACUGGUGGUAUACAUUUUCGAUUACGAGCUAGGACGUUCAUCGUUGCUGAAAGUUUCAAUGGUCCAAGGCUUGUGUUUGUUAAUCUUGAUGCUGGUAUGGCUUCACAACUUGUCACAAUCAAAGUACUCAAGCGACUAAAGUCAAGGUAUGGAAAUAUAUAUAGCGAAGAAAAUGUUGCAAUAAGUGGGACACAUACUCAUGCUGGUCCAGGAGGUUAUUUGCAAUAUGUGACAUAUAGUGUAACUUCAUUGGGCUUUGUGCCACAAUCAUUUGAGGCAAUUGUUACUGCCAUUAAGCUCAGUAUUGUCCAGGCCCAUGACAAUCUAAAGCCUGGUUCUAUCUUUAUCAACAAAGGAGAUCUAGAAAAUGCAGGCAUAAACAGGAGUCCAAGUGCAUAUUUAUUCAAUCCUCAAGAAGAGAGAUCUAAAUAUAAUACAAAUAUUGAUACCCUAAUGACCCUUUUGAGGAUUGUUGGCUCCGCCACCGGUUUGCAUAAAUCUCAUCCUCCCUAGACCCCGACCCCCACUUGUGAAAUCUCACUUGAUUACGUUGUUGUAAAAGCAUUUGCUUUAGGCUAUAUAAACUAUCAAUUUAAAGAAUUUUUUACACAUCAAUUAUAUUUAUUUGUUAUAGCAGGUAACCUAUCAGGUAGCAACCAAGAUUUAUUGAAUAAAACAUCUAAAAUCAAGCCUACAGGAGGACAACCUUGUACAAAUACAACAAGUCAAGGCUUUAAGGUGAGAAAAGACAAAGAAAUGAAAUUUGUUGGAGCAUUUUGUCAAUCAAAUGUUGGAGAUGUGAGUCCAAAUGUGGUUGGAGCAUUUUGUAUUGACAGUGGAUUACCUUGUGAUUUUAAUCACUCUUCUUGUCAUGGCAAUGACCAACUCUGUGUGGGCCGCGGGCCUGGAUAUCCAGAUGAAAUAUUGAGUACAAAGAUUAUUGGAAAAAGACAAUUUCAAAAGGCUGUUGAUCUUUUCACAUCUGCUAAACAAGAAUUAACAGGGAAAAUUGAUUAUCGACAUGUUUAUAUUAAUUUUACAAAUAUUAAGGUUCAAUUAGAAGAUAAUAAGGUUGUCCAAACAUGCCCUGCAGCAUUGGGCCCAGGAUUUGCUGCUGGAACUACUGAUGGGCCUGGUGUUUUUGGUUUUCAACAGGGUGAUACUGAGAUAAAUCCAUUUUGGAAGAAAUUAAGAGAUGUGUUAAGAGAACCAAGCCCAUAUCAAGUGGGCUGUCAAAAGCCCAAGACUGUUUUGUUGGACUCUGGAGAGAUGUUUUGGCCAUAUCCUUGGGCGCCAGCAAUACUUCCAAUUCAAAUUUUCAGGUUAGGAAGACUCAUCCUUCUCUCUGUGCCAGGAGAAUUUACAACAAUGGCUGGACGUAGGUUAAGAGAGGCAGUGAAAAAGACACUAGUUCGCAGCGGAAAUGGCGAAUUUGAUGACCAAACUCAUGUUGUCAUAGCUGGCCUAACCAACGCUUACUCACAAUACAUAACCACUUUUGAAGAGUACGAGCAACAACGAUAUGAGGCAGCGUCUACUCUAUACGGUCCACACACAUUAUCAGCAUAUAUUCAAGAAUUCAAGAAGCUAGCUGAAUCUAUGGCAAAAGGAGAAAACAUUACUACAAAAGGACCUUCACCACCAGACCUUUUGUCAAUUCAACUUAGUCUCUUACCAGAUCCUACUGGUGAUUCACCUCCACCGGGAAUAAAUUUUGGCGAUAUUAAACAAGACAUAAUGGUACCAAAAUCCGGAACAUUUACAAAGGGAGACAGAGCAAUUGCAACAUUCUGGAGUGCAAAUCCAAGAUAUGACUUACUUACUGAAGGCACAUUUGCUGUUGUGGAAAUGCUUCAACACCAAAGUUGGCUACCUGAAUAUGAUGACGAUGAUUUUUGCUUGUUCUUUAAAUGGCAAGCAGAAAAUAUCACUAGUAUUGCUCGUGAUGAUGUGAAUAGUUAUGGUUAUGCUACACUUGAAUGGGAAGUACCAGAGGAGGCUAGUCCAGGCGUUUAUCGCUUAAGGCAUUUUGGAUCAACAAAGGAAAUGAAAGAACCAUCAAACUCGUAUUAUACUGGUGCAUCUAGUGCUUUUACAGUGUCAUAG
Solanum verrucosum is the source of this 2268-nucleotide messenger RNA. Its product is annotated as neutral ceramidase 3-like. Gene Ontology annotation, molecular function: N-acylsphingosine amidohydrolase activity. Gene Ontology annotation, biological process: sphingosine biosynthetic process; long-chain fatty acid biosynthetic process; ceramide catabolic process. The record is from RefSeq and is a predicted model, not a curated record. Lineage: Eukaryota; Viridiplantae; Streptophyta; Magnoliopsida; Solanales; Solanaceae. The transcript has 9 exons. Gene Ontology annotation, cellular component: extracellular region.